Messenger RNA from Lobosporangium transversale, 1607 nucleotides. RefSeq lists its product as hypothetical. The transcript is spliced from 7 exons. Gene Ontology annotation, molecular function: FAD binding. Bases 98 to 1564 code for a protein of 488 amino acids. NCBI's taxonomy places the organism in Eukaryota, Fungi, Mortierellomycota, Mortierellomycetes, Mortierellales, Mortierellaceae. The record is from RefSeq and is a predicted model, not a curated record.
UCUCAUUUACAUUCUUUCCUGUCAUUCAUUCAACCUGUUCAAGGAAGUUAAAAUUAAAAUUAAAAAUUAAAAUAAAAUAAAAUUAAAAGACCCGCUCAUGGCUUCAACAUUAAAUGCUCAAGAUACACACGAGGUCAAAGAUGAAUACUCGCCCGAGCCCAUCUUUAAAUCCUUCAAAUCGAGUGAAUUACCUCCACAGAUCUCCAAUAGCCCCCCACAUGUAAUCAUUUCUGGUGGGGGUCUUGCAGGCUUAUUCUUGGCAAACAUCCUAGAAAAGGCAAACAUCCCAUACCAGAUUUUCGAGCGUGCAAAAGAGGUUGUACCUCUUGGCUCUGUCAUGAGUUUGACAGCGAAUAUCCUUCCUGCCUUCGAGCAGCUGGGAUUAUAUGAGGAUCUUCGCAAAAUCUCGUUUACAUGUUCCAUGACCAGGAUUUUCUCACACGACAUGAAGAAGAUUGGAGAGUAUAGUUGUGAAGAAGAUAACAAAAUCGUUGGUUAUGAGAGCGCACUUUUCCCUCGCCCCGAACUCUACAAGUUGCUGUAUGAUCGCAUUCCUCCUCACAAGAUCCAAAUGGGCAAAAAAGUCAUGAGUUUUUUACAGAACCAAGAAGGUGUCAUGGUGCGUCUCAAAGAUGGAACAUGCGUUCAUGGUGACAUCUUAGUAGGAGCAGAUGGAGCCUAUAGCGCGGUUCGCCAGAAUUUGUUCAAAGAGCUUUCUGAACAAAAGAAAUUGCCGUCUUCAGAUGAGCGUGAGAUAUCAAAGGGUUAUAUCUGUCUAGUAGGCACGACUAAUGCGCUCGAUCCAUCUAAAUACCCUGGUUUGGGAGGACCGACGUGUGACAGUAACUUAAUGGUUGGCGACAAGUCAACGCCAUAUGCAUGGAGUGUCAUUCAAGUGCCUGGGAACAGAAUAUGCUGGGGUGCUGUCUUGCAACUAACUGCCGAUGCAUCAGCGGAUGAGCAGUUUCGGAAUUCCGAGUGGACCUCUGCACACAAUAAAAAAAUGAUCGAGAGGGUAUAUCACUUCAAGACUCCAUAUGGUAUCCUUGGCGACUUGAUCGAUGCUACACCAAAGGACCUAAUCAGCAGAGUCUUCCUUGAAGAUAUCCUAUAUGAAACUUGGCACCAUGGUCGGACAGUGUUGAUUGGCGAUGCUGCACACAAGAUGCUUCCAAGUGCUGGCCAAGGUGCUAUAAAUGCAAUGCAAGACGCUGUAGUUUUAGCAAACUGCCUUUAUGACCUUAAACCUUUAUCUUUUGGAAGAAUUCAAAAAGCAUUCAAAAGUUAUCAUGCGCAACGGUAUCAUCAUGUAAAGACACAAUACGAAGCAAGUCAAAUUGCAGCUAAACUGCAAUAUGGUCAUACGAUGUUCGAAAGGCUGUUUCGACAUGUCGUCUUCCAUUAUCUACCCAAGUCAGUACAAAAGAGUCGAGUAGUCAAGGAUUCUCAAUAUCGUCCACAGAUUGCGUUCCUUCCACCUCCUCUUAAACAUGAAAUAAGCCCUGUAAAUUCACAAAAGCCUUCAAGGAAACACAAAGAGGAGGAGCAAGCAGUCCCUUCAUAAGUAUCAUAUCGUCUCUAUAGUGAUAAUAAAAUAUCAAGAAGCC